UUUUCUAGUUUUGGAGAAGCUAAUGCUGAGUUUUGGUUGACUUCUCUUCCUUUUUAAUUUGUGUUUCUUUGAAGAGUUCAAAACUGCUUAAUAAUUCUUAUAAAUAAGUCACUUAGCAACAUAACAUAUGAAAAAUGCCUACAAAUGCAAUAUAUAAGGCUUGCUUUUGAGGCUUUGGAUCAUAUAGCUCCUCCUAGUCUCUUUUCUAUUUAAAUCAAGUCUCUCCAAAGUUAGGAAAAUGAAUUCAGAUAAACGCACGUUCCUAACUAUCUCAGCCACUUUCUUUUUAUUUAUGAUUUCUCUAACAGCGGCUUUCGACUCACUGGACCCGGAUGGAAAAAUCGAAAUUAAAUGGGAUGUCAUGUACUGGACUGCAGAUGGUUAUGUGGCAACUGUGACUAUAACGAACUUUCAAAUGUAUCGACAUAUCACGAGCCCCAGAUGGACCUUGGGAUGGGUAUGGGCAAAGAGAGAGGUCAUCUGGUCGAUGCAGGGAGCCGAAGCUACUGAUCAAGGAGAUUGUUCCACAUUUACAGAAACUAUGCCACACAGUUGCAAAAGAGAUCCAUCAGUGGUUGACUUACUUCCAGGUGCUCCUUAUAACAAACAGGUAGCUAUGUGUUGCAAAGGUGGUGCUUUGACAUCUUGGGGACAAGAUCCUUCAUCUGCUGUCUCUGCCUUCCAAUUGACUGUUGGUCGUUCCGGUAGUUCGAAUAAAACAGUGAGACUUCCCAAAAAUUUCACCUUGUAUGGUCCAGGGCUAGGUUACACAUGUAGCCAGGCAAAGAUUGCUCCGUCAUCAGCUUUCUAUUCAUCAGAUGGUCGACGAAAAACUAAUGCAUUGAUGACUUGGAAUGUGACAUGCUCUUAUUCACAGUUUCUUGCUUCUGAAACGCCAACCUGCUGUGUCUCCAUGUCAUCUUUCUAUAACUCAAAAGUCACUCCUUGUAAAGCAUGUGCUUGUGGCUGCCAAGACAGAACGGCAUGUAUCCUGACUGAAACAGAUCUUCAAAGCAUAAUGGCUACUACAAAUGACAAUGCUCCAUUGCUGCAAUGCACGACACAUAACUGUCCAAUUCAAGUCCAUUGGCAUGUUAAGGAAAACUACAAGGGGUAUUGGCGGGUCAAGAUAACCAUCAACAAUCUCAACUAUCGAUUUAACUAUUCACAAUGGACUCUUGUCGUUGAACACCCCAAUUUCAACAACACAAUGGAAGUUUAUAGCUUUGUUUAUAAGCCACUCACCCCCUUCAUCUCUAAGAACGACACAGCUCUGUUCCAUGGCAUAAAAUCUUUCAAUGAUGUGCUACUUCAAGCAGGGCCAAAUGGAAAUGUCUACUCAGAGAUGAUAUUUCAGAAGGAUUCAACAUUUACAUUGGAACAGGGUUGGUCUUUCCCUCGAAAAGUUUACUUUGAUGGAGAUGAAUGUGUGAUGCCAUUUCCUGAUUCUUACCCCUUCCUACCCAACUUAGCUAAUGCAAAUCCAAUUCUAUUGUCAACACUAGCUUGCAUUUUUCUUCCCAUUUUUCUUACAUUUUUAUCUUAAAACUGAAGCUCAACAGCAAGGGUAGAAGAUCAGUUCCUUUUCCAAGGAAAGUAUAAUCUGGUCUAACAGAACAUGAAAUCAAUUAAAUGUCAAUACUAGAAAAUCAGAACUAUGUAUUUCUUGAAACUUCAUUCCAUGUGAAAAUGAUCGAUUUCAUUACUUCAAGCCAUUCCCCCAGUUACAUACAGUUUCAAGCUUGACCAAACUGGAAACUGACCUUCCUGCUAAAAUAAAAUAAAUCAAGGACAUUUCUUUAUUCCUACUACCUAGUGUUUCUUUGUCCGAUUCUCAUGGGUUUCGUGUAAGAACAACAAAUCCUCCUGGGCUACCAGUGAAAGUUGUACAAUACAAUUGUUUUUGUAUAAAGAAUAGAUUCAGUAGAACUAGCAAACAGUUGAUAUCACACUCAAAUACCAAAAGUUUGAAACCAUUUUCUUUCACUUAGUUAGAAUUCAUACAAACGUAAUUCUAAUCCUAACAAAUCAAAAACCAUAACCAUAUUUGAAAAUCGCAAAUGCCAAGAAAAAAAAAAACAAGCAGGAAAUUAGGGGGGGAAAAUCAAAACA
Molecule: messenger RNA, 2112 nt
Organism: Benincasa hispida (wax gourd)
Lineage: Eukaryota; Viridiplantae; Streptophyta; Magnoliopsida; Cucurbitales; Cucurbitaceae
Source: RefSeq, a predicted model, not a curated record